This is a messenger RNA of Rana temporaria (common frog), 2555 nucleotides long. It is a transcript of the gene GUF1, whose product is annotated as GTP binding elongation factor GUF1. Gene Ontology annotation, molecular function: mitochondrial ribosome binding; GTPase activity; GTP binding. The coding region runs from base 238 to 2268 and encodes 676 amino acids. Gene Ontology annotation, cellular component: mitochondrion. The record is from RefSeq and is a predicted model, not a curated record. The transcript is spliced from 18 exons. Lineage: Eukaryota; Metazoa; Chordata; Amphibia; Anura; Ranidae. Gene Ontology annotation, biological process: positive regulation of translation.
UUAGAUUUGGCAUUUCCUCUUUAAGAGGAGCGAUGCAUGCUGGGAGAGAGAGGCUCACAUGGAGUCAGUGCUGGCUGCAUAGGACAUAUGUAGGAAGGACCUUACAAUCUUCUCCAGAUAUAUCUUUGUAGUAAGGAUGUGAAAGACAUGAACAGCGACCACCAUAAACAUAACAGCUGGAAUGUAGCAAGGCCUUUGCGGGAUGAUACAGAGCCGAUCAUAGACGCUAUUUGAGAGAUGAAUGCUUUCAGCCCACAUUGCACUGGAAGAUGCCUGAGUCUAUGGAAGUACAAAAUCCGUACAUUGAACACGCAUCUAUCUGCUCAGAAAUGGUUGGGAGGCGCGCUCUGUGGAAGUCGUGGCUUAUUGGAAAACAUCCAAUCUAUACAUCUGAACCAGGCUGUGCACUUUAGUAGUAAAAAGGAAAGAAUUGAUAUGUCCGAAUAUAGCACUGAAUAUAUUAGGAAUUUUAGUAUAAUAGCCCAUGUGGACCAUGGUAAAAGUACUCUUGCUGACAGACUGCUGGAAAUAACUGGGUGUAUACCUAAAGCCUCCUCCAAUAAGCAAGUUCUUGAUAAGCUUCAAGUGGAAAGAGAAAGAGGCAUUACAGUGAAGGCUCAGACUGCAUCGCUUUUUUACACUUAUGAAGGAAAAAAAUACCUCCUAAAUUUAAUCGACACACCCGGCCAUGUUGAUUUCAGCUAUGAAGUCUCUAGGUCUUUGUCUGCGUGUCAAGGUGUCAUACUCGUGGUUGAUGCAAAUGAGGGGAUUCAAGCACAGACUGUGGCAAACUUCUAUCUGGCUUUUGAAGCACAGCUUUCAAUUAUUCCUGUCAUAAACAAGAUCGACUUGAAAAAUGCAAAUCCAGAGAGAGUGGAGAAACAACUUGAAAAAAUGUUUGACAUUCCAGCAUGUGAUUGCGUUAGGAUCUCUGCAAAAUAUGGAACAAACGUGGAGAGCGUUCUUCAAGAAGUUGUUAAAAGACUCCCACCGCCAAGAAUUGAGAAGAACAGCCCUCUUAAAGCCCUGCUGUUUGACUCCAACUUUGAUCAUUAUAGAGGAGUGGUAGCCAAUAUUGCCCUCUUUGGUGGGGAGGUGAGCAAAGGCAACAAAAUUGUAGCUGCCCACUCUGGGAAGAGCUAUGAAGUGAAUGAGGUUGGCAUACUGACUCCCGGGGAACUGCCAGUUGAUAAAUUGUAUCCUGGUCAGGUGGGGUAUCUAGUAGCUGGAAUGAAAGAAGUACAGGAAGCACAAAUAGGAGACACGCUGUAUAUGUACAAGCAGCCAGUGGAGCCACUGCCGGGUUUUAAAGCUGCAAAGCCAAUGGUAUUUGCAGGCAUGUUUCCAGUGGACCAAUCAGAGUAUAGCAAUUUGAAAAGCGCCUUGGAGAAGCUGACGUUAAAUGAUUCCAGUGUGUCUGUUACCCGGGACAGCAGUGCAGCGCUUGGAGCUGGAUGGAGGUUGGGUUUUCUUGGGCUUCUACAUAUGGAGGUUUUUAACCAAAGGCUGGAGCAGGAAUACAAUGCGUCUGUCAUCAUGACAUCACCAACAGUCCCAUACAAGGCUGUGCUCACCUCUCCGAAACUUAUCAAGGAAUAUGGAGCAGAAGAAAUAACCAUUGUAAACCCCUGUGAAUUUCCUGAUAAGACUCUAGUGUCUGAAUAUCUUGAACCUAUGAUACUGGGCACAAUCAUUUCUCCGGAUGAGUACUUUGGAAAGAUAAUGUCACUUUGCCAGUCCCGACGUGCUGAACACAAAAGUUUUGUGUACAUUGAUGAGCACAGGAUCAUGGUGAAAUAUCUGUUUCCAUUAAAUGAAGUUGUGGUGGAUUUUUAUGAUAAUCUAAAGUCUCUGUCAUCUGGAUAUGCAAGUUUUGAUUAUGAGGAUGCUGGAUACCAAACGGCUGACCUGAUCAGAAUGGAUAUUUUAUUGAAUGGGCGUUCUGUGGAAGAAUUGGUGACUAUAGUACACAGGGAAAAAGCCUAUUCAGUUGGUAAAGCAAUCUGUGAAAGGUUACAGGAAUCUAUUCCCAGACAACUGUUUGAAAUUGCUGUACAAGCGGCUAUUGGAAGUAAGAUCAUCGCAAGAGAAACAAUUAAAGCCUACAGAAAGAAUGUUUUGGCAAAAUGUUAUGGCGGUGAUAUUACAAGAAAGAUGAAGCUCCUUAAGAGGCAAGCUGAAGGAAAAAAGAAAAUGAGGAAAAUUGGUAAUGUGGAAGUUCCCAAAGAUACAUUCAUCAAUGUGUUAAAAAGACAGCCGGACAAAUGACACGUCUAUAUUUUCUACAAAGAAUAUGAUACACUAGGCCAUGGUUCCUCCAGUGUUUAUCCUGUAUAACUCAUGUUUGAAAUUAAAGGGCAGGAUUAAAUUGGCCAAUCAUACUAUGGCGGUCCUUCCAAUGUGCUACAGUGCAUUGGGGUGAUAUUCCCAAUAAUUACCACUCCACAAUGCACAUAGAGCUGUAUGUUGUGGUAACACACAAGUCUAAAUGGCCCUAAAUGGUUGUAUUUUCUUGAAUUUUUUUGUACAAAUAAAAUUGAAGAACUCUCAUUUAA